AUGGGGAGGUAUCCAUGCUGCAAAGACAGUGAGGAGGUGAAGAAAGGGCCAUGGACGCCGGAGGAGGACCAGAAACUGUCGGAUUAUGUGAGUAAAAAUGGCCAUGGAAACUGGCAGAUGCUCCCCAAGAAAGCUGGUCUUAACAGGUGUGGGAAGAGUUGUCGACUGAGGUGGACAAAUUACCUAAGACCUGAUAUUAAGAGGGGAGGUUUCUCCCAGGAAGAGGAACAAAUCAUCAUCAAUCUCCAUUCUUCUCUCGGAAACAAGUGGUCAAGGAUUGCAGCUCAUCUCCCUGGAAGAACUGACAAUGAAAUCAAGAAUUUCUGGAACACAAAUCUGAGGAAAAAGCUUCUAAGAAUGGGAAUUGAUCCAAAAACACACCAACCAAUAACUGAUAUAAAUCUCCUAUUAAACCUCUCUCAUCAAAUUAUGCUUUCCAACACAAAUAAUCCUUUGGGGUCUGCUCUUAGGUUACAAAACAUCCUUCAAUUCCUCAACUCCUAUCCAAUACUAUUUCCUACUAAUAAGCAAGAAAAUUUUCCAAUGGGAUUAGAUUAUAAUAACACUAUCAAUACAAUCAAUAAUUACGUUUCUACUGCUACCCAGAAUUCUUCAGAUUUUAUUGGCUCUGACUUUAACCCACACAUGAAAAUGCUUACAGAUAAUGCUGGUGAAAAUAAUAAUGACCAUUCAGAAUAUUCACUUCCAUCUCUAGUUCAAAGUUCCUCUGAAUAUAUUCCCACUUUGGACCAAACUAUAAUGCCCUCACCUGGGCUAGAAGCCAAUAAUAAUGAGUUUCUGGCAUGGGAAGAGUUUCUGAAAAAUGAAGAAGAUUAUUCUUCGCCUCUUUGGAAUGAUAUUCUGCAAGCUAAACAGAUGUAGAUUAUUUCUGUUUACGUGAUUUUUACAUCCUUUUGUUUUUUGAAUUGUUGGCAUUUAAAAUGAUAUAUGGAUUUUAGUUCAUGAUAUCGAACGU
Ipomoea triloba (trilobed morning glory) is the source of this 976-nucleotide messenger RNA. Its product is annotated as myb-related protein 308. The coding region runs from base 1 to 882 and encodes 293 amino acids. The transcript is spliced from 2 exons. The record is from RefSeq and is a predicted model, not a curated record. NCBI's taxonomy places the organism in Eukaryota, Viridiplantae, Streptophyta, Magnoliopsida, Solanales, Convolvulaceae.